GCAGCUUUCUACGCAACUUCAUUGUGCAUUCGUCCAAUCAUCUCAAUUGUGAUAGUUUCACGAGGUAUCCUUUUGGAGAUGGAUGCAGCCAGUGGCUGGAUUUAACAAGCAGUGACUGAAACUGUAUCGUACCUCUACCUAUUUCCGCCGGAUCCCCGCCAGAAACGUGCUUCGCUCUUUCCGUCACUUCCGCACAACCAUACCUAAGAAUGUUGCCAUUAUGGUGCUCCCUAGAUGUGCCUCACAUAUUAUCAUUGGCCAACAGCUUUGAAAAAGCCACAAUGCUGUACGACCAAAAAUGAUGCAGAUAUAAAAUACGAGUAACAUGCCAUACAUGGCUAGGAAUAGGGCUUUGGGUACCACCACAUCACCGUAUUUGUCUCUCAUAGCCUUCUCUCCUCUCCCUCUCAUUCUCUUCACUUCCUAAUCUCCACUAACCAUGCCCUACCUCUUCAAACAUUCCGCCGUAGGGACCACAGCCCACUACAUCAAGCACCGCAGCUUCGACUUCUCCCGCAGUCCCAGCAAACUCAUAUCAGAAACUUCUUCGGCCGAUGGCGUCCCUUUCCCUCCUACUGCCGAUGAUGCCAUUAACGCAGAGCUCAAGCAAGACCAUUCCAGCCUCGUCGACUGGAGCGGCCCGGAUGAUCCGUCCAACCCCCAAAACUGGCCAAGGAGCCACAAAAUCCUCAUGACCGUCGUCAUCUGCUUGUACACAUUCGCCGUGUACGUGGGAUCCUCGAUAUACUCCUCUUCAGAGACAGGCGUGGUCCAGACAUUUGGCGUCAGUCACGUCGAGGGGUCAUUAGGAUUGGCGCUAUAUGUCUUGGGCUACGGAGUAGGAUGUCUCUUGUUCUCGCCGCUGUCGGAGAUACCUGCCGUGGGACGAAAUCCCCCGUACGCAAUUUCGGGAUUUCUAUUCGUUGUCCUGUGCAUACCGACUGCACUGGUAAACAACUAUCCAGGCCUCAUGGUUCUCAGGUUCUUACUGGGUUUCAUGUCGAGCCCGUGCCUAGCUACUGCAGGUGCUUCGCUCGCAGACAUAUGGACACUGGCCGAGUUUCCCUUCGCUGUCGCGCUGUGGGCUGCAGUUGCAUCCUUUGGUCCGGCUCUGGGACCUACGAUUUCCUCAUACGCCGUGAAGCACCUUGGAUGGCGAUUUUCAAGCUGGGAACUAAUGAUCAUCUCGGGACCGUUGUACCUGCUGAUGCUAACAACAAUGCCGGAGAGUGCUGGGCCGACGAUUCUAUACUACAAAGCGAAGCGUCUGCGGGAAGAGACGGGGAACCCGAGUAUCAUGUCGGACGCGGAACACAAGCAGAAGAACCUGCACGCGAGCACGCUGCUGUACGAGGCGUUUAUCAAGCCGUGGGAGAUCAACGCGCUGGACCCCGCCAUUCUAUUCACGACCGUGUACAUGGGGCUUUGUUACGGAAUUUACUACUCUUUCUUCGAGUGCCUCCCACUCAUCUACCCCGUCUUUUACCACUUCAGCGCCGAAUCGACCGGCCUUAUCUUCCUCGCCAUUGUGCCCGCUUGCUUCCUAGGCUUCGCAAUCCAAGCCGUAUACCUAAAGUUCAGAGUCUUCCCGCGCCUUACCGACGGCACGUUUGGUGAACUAGAAAACCACCUCAUCCCCGGCAUGGUGGCAAGCCCGUUCAUCGUCAUUGGCCUCUUCAUCAUCGCGUGGACGGCGCGCCCGAGCGUGCACUGGAUGGCGCCCACGGUAGGUCUGGCUAUUGUCCUCAUCGGCACAUACUUUAUCGUCCAGUCCAUCUUCCUGUACAUUCCCAACAUCUACCCUCGGUAUGCGGCGAGUAUUUUCGCUGCAAAUUGUCUGGCGCGCGCGUCGCUUGCUUUUGCUGCUGUUCUGUUUGCGCGCCCCAUGUUUGAGCGCCUCGGCGUUGCUGGGGGUGUGAGUCUGUUGGCGGGCUUGACGGCCGUGUGUACGGUCGGUAUGGUUGCGUUGUUUUGGUUUGGAAAGCGGUUGAGGGAGCGGAGUAGGUUUGCUGUCGCUUAG
Messenger RNA from Cucurbitaria berberidis CBS 394.84, 2020 nucleotides. Its product is annotated as MFS general substrate transporter. The record is from RefSeq and is a predicted model, not a curated record. The coding region runs from base 440 to 2020 and encodes 526 amino acids. Gene Ontology annotation, biological process: xenobiotic detoxification by transmembrane export across the plasma membrane. Lineage: Eukaryota; Fungi; Ascomycota; Dothideomycetes; Pleosporales; Cucurbitariaceae. Gene Ontology annotation, molecular function: fluconazole transmembrane transporter activity. The transcript has 2 exons.